Lolium rigidum is the source of this 1853-nucleotide messenger RNA. RefSeq names its product indole-2-monooxygenase-like. Lineage: Eukaryota; Viridiplantae; Streptophyta; Magnoliopsida; Poales; Poaceae. The record is from RefSeq and is a predicted model, not a curated record. The coding region runs from base 44 to 1567 and encodes 507 amino acids. The transcript has 2 exons. Gene Ontology annotation, molecular function: monooxygenase activity; iron ion binding; oxidoreductase activity, acting on paired donors, with incorporation or reduction of molecular oxygen.
CAACUGCAACCAAUAGUGUAGUACGUUUAGCAUCUGAAUAGCCAUGAAUCUAGAGCUAUCGCUCCUCCAUCAAUAUGCAUCUCCACAGGCUCUAGUGCUCGCCGUUGUCCUCCUCCUGGUCGCCGUGCACCUGGCCAGGUCGACAUCACGAGCGGAGAGGCUGCGCAGCAAGCUCCCUUGCCCGCGGUUCAGGCUGCCCAUCAUCGGGCACCUCCACCUCAUCGGAUCACUCCCCCACGUCGGCCUCCGCGACCUUGCGAGGAAGCACGGCCCCGACGUGAUGCUCCUCCGCCUCGGCGCCGUGCCCACACUGAUCGUGUCGUCCCCUAGCGCCGCCAAGGCCGUCCUGCGCACCCACGAUCACGUAUUCGCGUCCCGGCCGGACACCGUGGUAGGCGACAUCCUAUUCGUCGGCUCCACCAACGUCGGCCACUCCCCGUACGGCGAGUACUGGCGGCAGGUCAGGAAGAUCAUCACCACCCACGUCCUCACCGCCAAGAAGAUCCGCGCCAACCUCCCCUACCGUGAGCAGGAGGCGCGGCUUGCCCUGGCCAGUGUAAGGGAGGCGGCGGCGGCGGGCACGGCGGUGGAUCUCACCCACCUCUUCAGCCACUUCGCGCACGAUAUGGUGUCCCAGGCGGUGGCGGGUAGGAUCCCUAGGGAGGAUCGUUGGGGCAAGCUGUUCCACGACCUGUUUGUGGGAAACGGGCAGCUCCUUGGUGGAUUUAACCUGGAUGACUGUUUCCCGAGUUUGGCAAGGCUGGGCAUCGGGUCCGCCAACAUCGCCAAGCAGAGGAAAAGAUGGGACGAUCUGCUGGACGAGGUCAUCGACAGGCACACAAGCACACCCAUGGAGAAAGGUGACGAGCCGGACUUCAUCGACGUGAUGCUAUCCGUCCAAGAUGAGUACAAGCUAACCAGAAACAACAUCAAGUCAAUACUCAUGGACAUGUUUCAAGCCGGGACGGACACAACAUUCAUUUGGCUUGACUAUGCCAUGGCCGAGCUGGCCCGGGCACCUCAAGUAAUGGCCAAGCUGCAAGCCGAGGUGAGAAGGUGCGGUACAACCAACCAACUGCUCACACAGGAAGACCUGAGCGGCAUGAGCUACCUCAAGGCCGUGAUGAAGGAGACGAUGCGGCUGCACCCACCAGGGCCUCUCCUGCUGCCCCACGCAUCCAUCGCCGACUGCGAAGUAGAGGGCUAUGUCGUCCCCGCCGGGACGCGGGUAAUCAUCAACGUGUGGGCUAUAGGCAGGCACGCCAGCAGCUGGGAGAGAGCGGAGGAGUUCGUGCCUGAGCGUUUCUUGGAAGGAUCCGUGGAUGCCAAUUCAGACUUCUACGGCAACGACUUCCGUUUGCUGCCGUUCGGGUCAGGACGAAGGAUGUGCCCAGGUAUAAACUUCGCCACGCUCACUUUCGAGAUCAUCCUGGCCAACCUCAUAUACCACUUCGACUGGGAGCUGCCGGAAGGGUCGCCAGGCGUAGAUAUGACGGAGGCGUUCGGGAUGGAUGUGCACCGGAAGGAGAACCUCCUCCUUGUCCCACGCGUCGCUAAAAUCGUCUAGAUAUAUUCUAUUGCUGCCGUAUUUUGAAACUUUGUAUUGCUGCAACCAUUUCCCAAUUCUUUUACCAUGAAACUAUUAAAUCCAGCGCUAAGUGUGGCCGAUGGAAAUAACCAAACCAUGUCCGUUUCCUAUUUGAGAACGGUUGGUUCUUUCCUCUUCAAAGUCUAGUCGUGCGUGUCUAGGCUUAGUAAUUUUUGAGUCGGUUUGUUACCAGUCCAGCAGCUGUUCUGCUGCUAUGGAUAAGAGUCUUCUCUAUAAAUAAAGGGCGUGGCUAGCUCUAAAUCUC